AUGGAAUAUUUUCAAGAUGAUCUAUAUCCUGAUGCCAAGGUUACCUGGCAACCAGUCAUGAACAGUUGUGAAUGGUUAUGUGGAGAAAAUAAACAACCAGCAUUGAUUAGUUUGAAACCAGAAGGAAUGAAACCAUUGAGUGAAGCACCUAAAGCAGUGCCAGCACCCAAGAAAUAUGAAAGUUACAAUGAAUUAGAAUAUAAAUCUGAUGACCAGAAAAAACAAGAGUUACUUGAUGCAAUGCACGUAAAGCUUGCUGCCAGAGAAGAUGAACCUCUACCACAGGAUCUCAUGGAAGGAGUGGAAGAUGAUGAAUGGGAUGACUAUUGAAUGCUGAAAGAUUAUUGAUGCACACAUUAUUAUCUACCAAGAUCUCAAGACUGGCACCAAUCAUAGUGGUCAACAUCAAAAAUGUUGAUUGUUAUUUAUUUCCUCCACUGACUGUAGGCUGACAUAUGUUAACGGGACUCUCCUUUCUUCACUCCAAAUUAUAAUGAACCCAAAUAAUAAUGGUCUAUUUUGCUGAAAGUUGAAGUUUUUUGAAAGAUAUGAGAUGUCUAAGUCAUUCAUGACAACAGGAAGAUGUUGUCGUGGAAAUCUAGAUGAUAGACAUCUUAUUAGUAUGAAUUGAUAACUCCUCCUUCAAGCUGAUUUAGUCAGUUUGUUAUUUAUUUUAUGGGUAUACUAUAUCUC
This is a messenger RNA of Saccoglossus kowalevskii, 693 nucleotides long. RefSeq names its product coronin-7-like. Gene Ontology annotation, molecular function: protein binding. The record is from RefSeq and is a predicted model, not a curated record. Lineage: Eukaryota; Metazoa; Hemichordata; Enteropneusta; Harrimaniidae.